Messenger RNA from Microplitis demolitor, 3649 nucleotides. RefSeq names its product beta-lactamase-like protein 2 homolog. NCBI's taxonomy places the organism in Eukaryota, Metazoa, Arthropoda, Insecta, Hymenoptera, Braconidae. Bases 42 to 926 code for a protein of 294 amino acids. The record is from RefSeq and is a predicted model, not a curated record. The transcript has 3 exons. Gene Ontology annotation, cellular component: mitochondrial matrix. Gene Ontology annotation, molecular function: single-stranded RNA binding; RNA endonuclease activity.
ACAAGAAAAACAAUAUCACGUGUUAUAUUCAGUCUAAAAACAUGUCUCUUACAGCAUUACCACUUGUAUCUAAAUUUCCAAGUCAUAUAAUAAGGAUAUUAGGAUGUAAUCCUGGUGUUAUGACUCUUCAAGGUACCAAUACAUAUUUACUUGGCACUGGACAAAGACGUAUUUUAAUUGAUUCUGGUGAUGAAGAAACAGCUUCAGAGUAUACAAAGUUAUUGAAAAGUGUUUUGGAUAAAGAAAAAGCGACAAUUGAACACUUGAUAAUAACACAUUGGCAUCAUGAUCAUAUAGGUGGAGUGAAAGCAGUUAAGGAAUUGAUUAAAUCAAUUUCAGCUUCACUCCCAAUUGUAUGGAAAUUACGUAGAAGCUUUGAAGAUGAUGACAAUGAGUCUGGUUGUGGUGAAGACUGGCAAGCAUUAAGUGAUGAACAAUUUAUUGAAGUUGAUGGUGCUAAGCUACAAGUAAAACAUACUCCUGGACACACUACUGAUCAUGCAUGUCUGGUACUCCAACAAAAUAAUUCUCUUUUUAGUGGUGAUUGUAUUCUCGGUGAAACCACUGCUGUAUUUGAAGACUUGAGUGAAUAUAUGAAUUCACUGAAAAAAAUUUUAGAUUCGAGUCCUAAAAUUAUUUAUCCAGGACAUGGGCCUGUGAUAGAUAAUCCCCUGCCGAAAAUAAAAUAUUAUAUUGAUCAUCGUAAUAAACGAGAAUUACAAAUCGUUGACUUUUUGAAUCAAAAUAGAGAUAAAUGGUUAUCAAAUAUGGAUAUCGUGGCUCAUAUGUAUAAGGAUACACCAGAAACUUUGUGGCCAGCUGCGAAAAUUAAUGUCUUCCAUCAUUUACAAAAAUUAUUAAAAGAAAAUAGAGUGAGGACGAAAGAUGACAAUUGGCAAUUAGUGACAAUAGAUCAUAAAUUAUAAUUAGAAAAAUAUAUUAAUUAACUUUAAAAGAUACAAUAUUUUUUGUAACAAAAAAAAUAUAAAUUAUAUUAAUUUUAGUAAAAUAUUUUUAAAAUUAUUUUUUAAAUCGCAUGGUAAUUUAUUUUAAAAUACGAAAAAUUAAAUGGGUUUAAAACAAAAUUAAUGAAAUAAAAGAUAUUCCUGAUAUCUGUAGUGAAUGUUCAUAUUGAACCGAGGGUAUAUAUAAUAUAUAUGUUACUCGAGGAGAUGUGUGGAGUCUCAUGACAGCUAAUGGCUUUGAAUUUAUGUAUACAUAAAUUCACAUGCACGAUCGAGUCUCUACGUAGUCGUAUGGACGAAUUGUAGGUGGAAACUGGUCGUGAACAUGGAGAAUACAGACGUAAGUUGCCUGGCGUAAUUAGUAAUACCCUAUCAAAAAAAUCCGUGGGAUUGUAUGGGAAUCUAAAAGACGGCUGCCCCAUUUCAAAACACAGUAAUUGAAAAAAUAAAAUUUUUGAAACAUAAACUAAAUCAUGUUCACAAAACUCCACUGAAACCGAAAAUACUAAAAAAUCGAUUUUGAAAAAUUUUUCGCUGUGUUUUGAAAUUGGGUAGCCAAGGAAUCCAUAUAGAAAAGUAUGGAUUUAUGAAGAACCCAUAGGAAUUAAUAUAGAAAUAUAUGGAUUUGUAUAAGAAUCAAUGCGUAGAAAAUAAUGGGGAAUCCAUAUUAGAAACUAUGGAUGCCUGAAUUCUCUUAGAAGAACUUGACAUAAGAACUAGGAUGUAUGGAUUUAUUUGUGGGAAAUUCAUAGAGAAAUCUGUUUCUAUAUGAGUAAUUUCUAUAGAAUCCGGAAUAUUUGGAUUUCUAUGUACAUCAUCUAUUGAUACGCAUACAUGAAUAAAAAAACAGAUUAAUAUUUUAUUAGCAAGAUAUUUUUUUUUUUCAUCAAUUUGUUUGUAUCAACAACGUGACGCUUUUUGUUAAUUUUCUUAAUUCCUAAUCCAUACAAGAUUUCCAAAUGGAUUUUGACAUGGUAUGGAUUCUCAUAAGAACCCAUGUGAGAAUCUAUGUCGGGAUCUAUGCUAGAUUCUUAUAGGAAACUAUAUGGAAAUCCAUCCGAAAACGACAUGUGGGAACCCACAUAGGAAUCAAGUCUGGAUUCCCACAUGAACUUUUUUGAUAGGGUAAUUAAUGAAAUAAAAUAAGCACGAUUGCUGUGAAACAUUUAUUCAUUUAAUAUGUUAUGAUACAUGCUUUUCGAUCGGUUGUUAUUAAUAGACUGUUAGUUAAAUCUAUUAAAGUGCGCAAGAUAUGACUAUUAUAUUUGAUACAUGAAAAUUUAUACUAAAUAAUGCGGCACUACUGGUAAUAAUUUUUCUUUUUUUCUUUUUAAUCAAUUUAAUUGUAAAUAUAUCACGAAUUACAGAAAAUAAAAUUUAUGAAUGUAUAUAUGUAUAUACUAAUAUAUCACUAACAAUUGAUUAUCGAUAAAAAUUUAUUUAUAUUUUUUUUGAAGUGGAUUAAUAUUUAAAAACUUUUAUACUCUGAUUAAAGACAGCGUAAUCUAAAAUUUUAUAAUUUGUAUAACAGAUACAAAAAAUAUAUAUUUAUGUGUAUAUAUAUUUAAUUUUUUCUAUAAAGAUAAAUCUGUAUUGUUUAUGUAAUUGGUAAAUAUCAUAAAUAUAAAAUCUGAUUGUUAACAAAUAAUCAUUACAACUUUUUUUUUUUUUUUUUAUAUUAAAUUUUAUCAAAAACCUUUUAUUUAAAUUAUCGUAACAGUGGCCCUUUUUUAUGUUUAUUUAUAUUUUUGAUAAAUAAAUUUGAAAUUUCAUUGUUCUCUUACUUUUUUAAAAUUUUAUUAAUCAAUAUCAAUAUAGAUUUUUUAAAUUUUUAUUUGAUUAUCAUAUUCUCACUUAGCUCAUUCAGCGCCCGAUUUAUAUAUUUAAAAUAUAUAUAUCUGAAAGUGCUUCUCUCUUUGGGUAAAUGUUAAAAAUAUACAUUAUCGAUAUUAAUGUUUUUUAAUUUUUCCUUUAAUUAAUUAUCAACUACUAAUUGUUUUAUAUUGACAGUAAAUAAUAAUCUCUCACAGUUUUUAUUUAUUGUAACUUUUUCUAGGCGUUGAAAAAUCAAUGUCAACAAAAAAAAAAUCACAUUUAGUAAUUAUCAUAAUUAUUUAACAACAAACUUAUUAAUAAUAAUAAAAAUAAGAUUAAUAAUAAACAAAUUUAAACAAAGUAUAGAAUAAAACGCUUCUUAAUUAAUAAAAGAACAAUCCAAUACAAUUUCUUUAAUAUUUUUUCACAUAUGAUUCAUCACUAUGAAAUCAAGUCAAUAAAAUCUUAAUAAAAAAUAUUAUAACCGAAUCAUGAAUUAUUAAUUAAGGUACUUAGUGUGAUAAUUAGCUACACUCAAUUCCACGGCUCUACAAUAAAAUAUAAUUUCCACAAUAAUUAUUUAUAAAUUCUGCUUUUUAUAUAAAUAUAUAAUUUAAAAAAAAUUUUUUUUCAUUUUUAAAGAAUCUCAAAAUAUCAUCCAUUUUUAUUAUAAUUAAAUCACGAUACCAAUUAUGCAAUCAUUUAUACCGAAUGAUCAAUUGAUUAUUUAUUUAUUUUUAAAAUAAAAAGGAAGCCAAAUACAUGUACAAACUAUUUAGAGUAAAAGGCACCUGUAUACGCUGGCACUGAAGAAUAUAAAUAUCGUUAUCAGUAACUCGUAAAAAAUAAAAAAAAAAAAAAAAAAAAAA